This is a messenger RNA of Phaedon cochleariae (mustard beetle), 638 nucleotides long. Lineage: Eukaryota; Metazoa; Arthropoda; Insecta; Coleoptera; Chrysomelidae. The record is from the annotation of a GenBank genome assembly.
GGCGCCGCGACGUCUGCCUGGUGAUGUCGGAGCGUCGUGUCGACGACCCCUGCGUGGGACUAGGGGAAUCCGAGGUGGUUUUCGACUUCGAGGGUUGACAAGGGGGUCGGUGACCGAUGAAAUUCGAUAAUGAAACUCCUGAUCAAAAUCAAGAACCCCUUCCAGCUAUCAGCGCUCAUCAACAUACUCACAAGUUCGUGAUUCCAUCGAAUGAAAUUUUCGACUUCAGCAGCGAUAUAAAGGUGAUAAGAUCCACCAUGUACGAGCCGGUCCUGGAUCGGUGCGUCACCACCACCGUCAUAAAGCCCAGCAAACACCCCAUCGAAGAAUUUUCCAUAAACGGGUACGGCGACCAUGACCAGAACGACCCGGAGCCUCCGGAUAAGCCUCCCAGGAGGCAAGCCAGGCCUCUGGAGCAUCGAAAGAGUCGACAGGAAUUGGAAUCCGAGGAAGGUAAUAGUAUAUUAGGUAACAAGUGUUAUAAACGUCCUUUUAGUAACGAGUAUUUUAAGCACGAGCGGAGCAGAGCGAGCGAGUGUUUAAUAAACGAGUGUCUAGAAGAGUUUAUAAACGCGUUACAUACUAUGCUUUUUCUACGAACUCCGAAAAUUACAUUAACUACCUGCUAUUCCUGCUAA